Messenger RNA from Vanrija pseudolonga, 3317 nucleotides. It is a transcript of the gene CUL1, whose product is annotated as Cullin-1. Gene Ontology annotation, biological process: SCF-dependent proteasomal ubiquitin-dependent protein catabolic process; mRNA splicing, via spliceosome; protein ubiquitination. The transcript has 14 exons. NCBI's taxonomy places the organism in Eukaryota, Fungi, Basidiomycota, Tremellomycetes, Trichosporonales, Trichosporonaceae. The coding region runs from base 18 to 3092 and encodes 1024 amino acids. The record is from RefSeq and is a predicted model, not a curated record. Gene Ontology annotation, molecular function: ubiquitin protein ligase binding; protein-macromolecule adaptor activity. Gene Ontology annotation, cellular component: SCF ubiquitin ligase complex; spliceosomal complex.
UCCACACCCCGCCCGUCAUGUCGCAAGCACACCGCCCAACAUGGAACCCGACGAUGGGCAAGGAGACAAAGGCGGGCUCACAGCAGAUCUCCAAGCUGUCUCUGGCGUCGCACACCAAGCUCAAGUUUAGGCAACCGGGCCAGGUGACAGCCAACGACGUUGCGCGGCGUGAUCUGCGCGCCGAGCUCGCGGCCGCGGAGCGCGCAGCACAGGACAAAAAGCGCAAGGCCGCUGGUCUUCCCCCACUGCCACCGCUCGCGGGCGCUGCGGCCAUCGAGAACGGUAACGGUGCCGACGAGGACGAGGAGCGCGCCAAGCGGAGACGGAUCCUCGAGGAGGCUGCCGAGCUCGACGCGGACGACAGCGACGAUGACGACGAAGAGGAGGACAAAGCGAAGGAGAAGGGCAAGGGCAAGGCCGUGGACAACGAUGACGAUGAUGAGGACGACGAGGACGAUGACGACGAUGACAGCGACGAUGACAGCGACGACGAGGACGACACGGCGGCGCUCAUGGCCGAGCUGGCGCGUAUCAAGCAGGAGCGCGCAGAGGAGAAGGCGCGGUUGGACGCCGAGGCCAACGCCUCCGCCGCGGCCGACCGCGACGAGGAGAUCGCGACCGGCAACCCGCUGCUCAACCUCCAAGCGGCGCUAGGCCAGCGCCCAAGCGACACGCCGAGCAGCUCGGGGGGCAGCUUUACCGUCAAGCGCCGCUGGGACGACGACCUCAUCUUCAAGAACCAGGCGGCGGGGAUCGACGACAAGCCCAAGAAGGGCGAGUUUGUCAACGACCUCCUGCGGUCCGAGUUCCACAAGAAGUUUAUGAACAAGGAUGCCGACCUCCAGACUGCCUGGAACUUCCUCCAGACUGGUGUCGAGCACAUCAUGACCCGCAUGUCCACCGGCAUGACGUACCAGUACUACAUGCUCCUCUACACCACCAUCUACGACUACUGCACCGUCCCGAGCCGCGGCAGCAGCCUCAGCUCGCAGCCCCGGGGCGGAGCGAGCCUCCAGGGCGCCGACCUGUACAAGAAGCUCAACUCGUUCCUUGCCGACCACUGCAAGGCGAUGCGUGAGGACGGCGAGAAGCUCUCAGACAUUGAGCUCCUCAAGUUCUAUGCCCGCCAGUGGGACCGCUACACCAACGGCGCGUCAUACGUCCACAAGCUGUUCAACUACCUGAACAAGCACUGGGUCAAGCGCGAGAAGGACGAGGGAAGAAAGGACGUGUACUCGAUCUACACUCUUGCCCUUGUUGCCUGGAAGAGAAACUUCUUCAAGUACAUCCAGAACAAGGACAACGAGCCCUCGCGCCUCACCCAGGCCGUGCUCAAGCAGAUCGAGCUCCAGCGUAACGGCGAGGCGAUUGACAACAGCCUGCUGAAGAAGGUCAUUGAGAGCUAUGUCGCUCUCGGUAUCGAUGACGCCGAUGCCCAGAGACAGAACCUCGAGGUGUACCACGACGUCUUCCAGGUCUACUUCCUCCAGGCUACCGACCGCUACUACACGGCCGAGUCGGCCGCGUUCGUCGCCAACAACUCGGUCCCCGACUACAUGAAGAAGGCAGAGGAGCGUCUCUCGGAGGAAGCCGACAGGAUAAACCUGUACCUUCACGACAGCACGCGCAAGGAGCUUAAGGAGGUCUGCGAGCGCGUCCUCAUCCAGGACCACCAGGAGCUCAUGUGGGACGAGUUCCAAAACUUACUCGACUCGGACCGCGAGUCCGACCUCGCCCGCAUGUACGGUCUUCUCGUCCGUGUCGAGAACGCUCUCAAGCCCCUCCGUGAGAAGUUUGAGGCCCACGUCAAGAAGGCGGGUCUUGCUGCUGUCGAGCGUGUCAUCCCCGCUCCCGGAGCCCUCAACGAGCAGGGCAAGCAGGAGGUCCUUGACCCGAAGGCGUACAUUGAGGCCCUCCUCUCGGUUCACACCAAGUUUGGCGACAUUGUCAACGGUCCCUUCCGCUCCGAGCUCGGCUUCAACGGCAGUCUUGACCGAGCCUGCCGCGAGUUUGUCAACAAGAAUGCUGCUGCCACCACGUCGUCCAAGUCGCCCGAGCUCCUCGCCAACUACUGCGACAUGCUGCUUCGCAAGAGCAACCGUGACCUAGACCCCGACUCGCUCGAGGCGGCGCUCAACCAGGCCAUGGUCAUCUUCAAGUUCAUCGACGACAAGGACGUUUUCCAGAAGUUCUACCAGAAGAAGCUUGCUCAGCGUCUUGUCAACGCAAACUCGGCAUCCGACGACAGUGAAUCGUCCAUGAUCUCCAAGCUCAAGGACAUUUCCGGUUUCGACUACACCAACAAGCUCACUCGCAUGUUCAGCGACGUCAGUGUUGGUCGCGACGUUACCGAGCGGUUCAAGGAGAAGGAGCGUCGUGACGGCCACUCGGAUGACAUUGACUUCUCGAUCAUGGUCCUUGGUACCAACUUCUGGCCCCUCGCGCCUUCCAACAGCGACUACGCCGUUCCUCGCCAGUUGGAGCCUGUCUACGAACGCUUUACCAAGUUCUACAACGAUGUGCACUCUGGCCGCAAGCUCACCUGGCUGUGGCACGUCUCGAAGAAUGAGCUUCGCACGACCUACCUGUCGCAGAAGUACAUCUUCAUGACCAGCGCAUACCAGACCGCCAUUCUCACCCUGUUCAACGAGAACGACAGCUUGACAUUCAAGGAGAUCCAGACCGGCACCCAGAUCUCAGAGGGCAUCCUCAAGCCCCAGAUGACUCUGCUCGUCAAGGCCAAGGUUCUCACCCAGGACGGUGACGCGUACGACCUCAACAUGGGCUUCAAGUCCAAGAAGAUUCGUGUUCAGCUCAACCAGCCCGUCCGCGCCGAGCAGAAGGCCGAGACGACCGAGGUCCUCGCUGCCGUCGACGAGGACCGCAAGUUCAUCUACCAGGCGACCAUUGUCCGUCUCAUGAAGGCCCGCAAGACCAUGAAGCAUCAGGCCCUUAUUCAGGACGUGACGGCCCAGAUUUCGACCAAGUUCACGCCCAAGGUAUCAGACAUCAAGAAGGCGAUCGACUACCUCAUCGACAAGGAGUACCUGGAGCGUGGAGACGCAAAGGACACGUACAACUACCUGGCCUAGAGAAGACUUUACAGCAUUUCGUCGGCGCCCGGCCAGUCACCCAGUCCCUUCCUCUCACGUCUCCGCCUCCCUGUUUCCUUUGCAUGAUCUUGCAUGGCCCCCAGCUCCUGUGUACAAGUGUUGAUACCUAGGUCGAGAGAGUUAUGAAGCAGAAUAGUGUACCCAAUGCUGCAUAUCUACAACCACCUAACUACUGCUGUUCUCCCCUCCGCCAGACGACUGUCC